Acanthochromis polyacanthus (spiny chromis) is the source of this 2020-nucleotide messenger RNA. It is a transcript of the gene ier5l, whose product is annotated as immediate early response 5-like. Bases 125 to 967 code for a protein of 280 amino acids. The record is from RefSeq and is a predicted model, not a curated record. The transcript has 2 exons. Lineage: Eukaryota; Metazoa; Chordata; Actinopteri; Pomacentridae.
UUUGAGGGCAUCUGCAAAUGAUUGCUGACUGCAGCGGGAGGAGGGUGUGAUCCAAUGUUCCUCCACGGAGCUGAACUGAAGCUGAAUCCUCCGACAGCCGCGCUCAGAUAGCCCACAGAGGAGCAUGAUCGGCGGCAUGGACGCGCAGAGCCUCAUCUCCAUCUCCCUGAUGAAGAUCCACAACUCCAGGACGCAGCGCGGCGGCAUCAAGCUGCACAAGAACCUGCUGGUGUCCUACGUGCUGCGGAACGCGCGGCAGGUCUACAUUAAGGAGAAAUACGCGGAGAUCUACCGGAUGCAGCAGUACGAGGAGGUGAUGACGGUCUGCAACGAGAUCCAGGAGCUCAACCCGCUGGACUUGGACGCGGAGGAGGCGGACGAGGAGGAGCGGAGCCGCGGGGAGGAGAGCUCCGUCUGCGGCGCUGCGCUCCAGCGAGGCGCGGCGCAGCCAGCGGCGCUCUGCCGGACGGGGAGCGCUGUGUCCGGCUGCUGCCCGCUGGAGGAUGUCGGUAAGGACCCGGAGCCUUCCUACUACCGGAGCUGCUGCAUGGAGGCUCCACCGGCGGCUCCGUGCGACCCGUUCACCGGUAGCGGCGGCGCGCACUGCAACAAAACCACCGUGCUGGACCUGGACACGCAUGUGGUGACCACGGUGGAGAACGGCUUCCUGCACCAGGACUGCUGCUGCGCUCCCACCGGACAGUCCGCCGCCAAGAAGCGGAAGGUGGAGUUCGGCUGCUGCGUCUCGGACCUGGACGACGUUCCGGAUUUUACCCGCAAACGGGCCAAACGGGAGGACUGCUCGUUCUCGGACUACACGGACACUUCCAACAUCUCCAACCUGAUCUCCAUCUUCGGUUCGGGGUUUUCGGGGCUGCUGAGCCGACAGGCGGACCUGGAGCAGAUCUGUAGCAAGCAGGCUCUGGCCAGUCUGGGCGCCUGGACCCGGGCCAUAGUGGCGUUCUGACCCGACACCUAGUCCCGGAGACCGGCUCGGCUCGAACGCAGCAAACAGGAAGUUGUGACCUGGAGGAAACCUGCCAGUAAUCUGUGGAACUUUUGCUUUUUGUUGUUGCACUUUGAGCUAAAUAUUGGCAGCAGAACUUCUCCACGGAGCUGGUGGACCAAACAUGUGAUUCUUCACAUGUUUGUUCUGGAGACAUAUUUGUUCUGGAGAUGAUGCCUCACAUCUCCAGAACAUCAGAUGAAGCUCCACAUCUUUGUUCCACCACCAGUCUGCUCUCUGAUUGGCUGAAACAGUUCUCAUUAAGGAACCUGUUAAAAUUUAAAGUUGUUGAUACCUCAAAGCACACCUGUGUCUUAGAAAAAGUGACAUCACUGACGCUCGCUUCUGAUUGGAGGAGCUGAAGGCGUUCCAGCCGAGGCCGGUCUCCCAUCCUGGUGUCUAAAAAAAUCCACUUUAUUUUUGCAGGAAAAACAGAAAAAGAUAUUUAUAAAAUGAGGGUUUUAAAGGACAGAGUUGGUGCCAUACGUUACGACGUGGUUUCUGGAGGGACAUCUUGACGGUGGAUCAAACUUCCGUUGCCUUAAAUCCGAAGCUAUCUGCGGCUAGCUGACGACCUGAACGUAGGAAGUGACUGAAUGUUUGUGUUUCUUGCACACCAUUGGGAAGUUGGUGGACUCGUUGGGGUUCUGGGAUGUUCCACGUGGGUCGUUUAACAUCCGUUUGUUUCUUAAUCGUGGUCUUUUCACAGCGGUUCAUGAUUCCAGUUAGUGAGUUCCACUUUGUAAAAAACAAAACAACAACGAAAAGAAAGAAUGAUCCGAGUCCUUUUGUUUUAAAAAGGCGUCGUCAGCCAUAAGUAUCCUGAGAAUCCAUGCGUUAGCUUUAUGAGCACUAUGUGUACCAAAAUAAAGAGAGUAUUCAGCCAUUCUCGACAUAUUUUGUUGUUAUUCUUGUAUUUUUGUGCUUAAUAAAUUGUAUAUCACCGGGUAAAACUGUUCAAGAAAAGAUAUUUGUUAAAAGUUUAUAAUCUUAAUAAAAAAUGAAAAUCCUUAA